AUGAUGAGUUUAUCGGAUUUGUACCAACCUGGUACUUCAGAGAAAGUACAGGACUUGGACCAUGACCUGAAAAAGGAACUCGAUGAACUGAAGGCAGCAGUCGAGGAAUAUGAGCUCUUAUUUCAAACUCCAGCCAAACCUAUAAGUUCUGUUCACAUUCCUAAGGAUGCAGAGCAUUUCAAACUGGAAAGAAAACUGGUGAUAUCACGGCUUCUGCAGGUGAGUGAGUCCCAACCUCUGAAGCUUCAGGCAGACUUGAUGAAGGAAGAGAUGAUGACAUGUGAUUCUCUGGAAUAUACACCCAAAAGUUUGCCCCUUCUUCUGCACCAGUAUUUUCUGGAGAGAAUUCAGCAGCUUAUCCACUGUAAAUAUCUACACAUGUUGAGAUGGAAACGCUUCUGUGAACACACCAGUACUAUAGAGUCACUUUACCCUCAUUACACCAAGCGACUUGCCCGUAUUGUAGCAGAGUUCAAUGACUGUGUCGCAAGGGCAAAGAGACUGAGUGGAGCUAGAGAUGCUUAUUUGGCUGGAAAUGACUCUGGAAUGAGUUAUGUAAAGAUGGAUGACCUUCUCAUUUAUUUGCGAUGGCUGACAUGUCAUAUGUACUCUAUGAGGACCCCAAAUCAGUUUCUCAAGAUACUUCAUUGGUUACCCAUACUGUAUAGAGCUGACACUGUACCACCAAGUAAAGACCAAGAGGACUUGGAGGAUACAGCAAGUGCCUCUAAAAUUGCAUCGCGUUAUCAGGAUGACAACAUGGGUUUAUUCCAGAAGCCGAAGCCAGGGUCAUCUCGUCCUAGCUCAGCAGCAUCUACACAAGCCUCAAACACUGUGCCUUCAGCACCACCUAUCAGUGCCAAUCUGUUGACAACAUCCCCACUUCCAUCUUCAGCUUUCACAAUGGCAGCUGCUGCUGCAGGUGGAGGCCUGGCCACUGAUGAAAGUUCACUUGGGAUUCCACUUAAUGUGAUCGAUUUUGCCUCUCUUAAGCCUCAUCUCAGUUUCCUACUCAACAUAUAUGGAAUCAACUAUGAUUUAGAAAGCAUACACACUCCUGCAGAUGAAAUGGAGUUAUACGCAGCUGUUAACAGGAAAUUCCGACUCCUGUUCCUCCGUCAAGAAAACAUGAGAACCUUUAAGGCCUAUGACCGUGUAGAGAUUGGAAUGGAGAAUUGGGGCUCUGAUUCCUCAACACAUGCUCUCAGACAGGAAGCUAACUGGGUGCCCUACAUUCGCCUACGCCCUGAAAAAGAACCAAUUCAGGAAAAAAAAUGGACACAGCUACGUCAAGCCAAUAAAACUGAUGAGAUCCUCAAAAUCAAAUAUGGUUUCCUGAGUAUGGCUGAUCCAAAGAGAGUACAAGAUAUAUUACGAGACCAUGCAGCUGUAAUUCGUGACCCAGUCCCAGUGUUUCCUGCUUCUGUAACCUCUAACAAGUCCAACGCCUGCUACAACACUGCUGCCACCUGGAGGAAGAUCUACAGCAAUCCAGACCGUUAUACAGAUGAGGAUGCUGAUGAUGAGAGUCGAGAGCUUGAUGACAGAGAGAUAGAAAAUGUUGAUUUGACACAGUCUCGAGCUUCAAGCGCCAGGAAACGUAAAGACAGUUAUGAUUAUAUGAACACAGUCAGAAUGCUGGGUAUGGAUGAUGGGAAGGAGGAUACAGAUCCAGCCACUGUCCAGGGGGCAUACCUUUCCUUUCUACACUUACGACAUCUGAGACUCCGAGACCUCCAUCGAACAGUGCUGAGUUGUUUGAAUUACUACCGAUCGUUAGAAAGAACACUCUGUAUAAAUGAUGCUGGGCUUACACAAGAAGGAAGUGACUAUAAGAAGACUUUCCCACAGAACCACAGACGAUCCACAGAACAUGAAGGAACAGUUGGAGGAGGCGGAGGGAUUGGUAACCAUGGUUACAUCCACAACACCCCCGCUGACUACAAGUUGAAUGAAGCUGAGUUCAUACAGUAUGCUGAUGUUGACAAUCAUGAUGACUUCUACACGAUCGAGGAAGGACGGGUUCACGUACAUGAUCAGCGGGGAUACUUCAUCAUCUAUGAUGCGGCAGAGACUGACCUCAAGGAUUUGGAGAAAGAUUUGCUGCUCGUGGCUACCCACUAUAUAGAGAAAGACAGAGAUCUACGACAGCAGUCACGAAUUGUCAGAUCAUCAGAUUCGAUGAAGCGUAGACAGAUAUCAGAGAUGGGUCCUGGAGAUUUCGACAUCGCCAGCUAUGCACAUCAAGAGGUGGACAGGUUUGGGGUGUUGAUGGAUCUAUGGACGAAUGAGGCUGCCUAUCAGGAAUGUAAACGAGAGGUCAUGGAUUGUUAUGUAGAGGCCUACCAACACGUGUUUGAUCGUGAUGAGAAAAGAGCCCUAGCACAAGUCAUCACCAACCUUAUCUACAAGCGGCCUCGCUUUGACUUUGAUACAACAUACUUUGUGAAGACCUACAGAACAGAGUGUGUUAUAAUGCGACAGACAACAUCACUGGUUAAGGCCAUGCUUGACCGACAGGUGGAGCAACAAAGAGAGUAUACACAGAAAGUGUGUCGGGAGGGGGACUCGGAGUUUGGCCUGCCUCUCUGUGUCAUCCCGAAACAGCCAAUCUCAGUGAACCUGAGUCGACCAGCCCUGAAGAAUGUUUACAUGCUGGAGUUCCACACAUCACUGUCCAUGGCCAGCAAAGUUCCAGAGGCUCUCAAAUAUGCUUUACAGGAACUAAUACAUGCCCACAGACCAGAGUCUGUUUACGAUGCCCUCAUUAUAGAAAAGAAGAUGCUGGAGGCAGCCAACAAGGAAUGGAGCAAAAUGCAGCGUCCUGGGAAAUCUUACUCCGACCAACUGGAGAAAGAUUUGUUUUCUGAAGUGUUUGCUGAUGACCCGUUGUUUAUGUGUGAAAUUGCCCAGAACAUGGUCACACAGGGGGCAGAGGAAGCACAAAGAAAACCAGCCAAGGAGAGACAGGCCAUAAUGUUGGCCACUGUUGGUAGACUUAUGGAGGCACUGACCUAUCGAUACAGGCUGAUUAACUCCGCAUGGGAAACUGACAUAUUGGCUAAGAUUUAUAAGAAGCAGGCGGAGGAAAUGGGUUACCAUGAAUCUCACAUGUUUAUACGCUUUGUCCAAUUUGAGUAUGCCUCAUACAAGGAGGAUGCUGGGAAACCUCCACCAACCUUCAUGACCCAGGACCAAGAUGAAGAAUCAGCUGCUGACAGGUAUUUCUUAUACGUACCAAUUAAUCUGUUUCUUGCCAUACAUGAGUUAGAUGAGGGCCAUGUUGGCCGAUUCAGCUUUCGAAGCAGAGAGGGUGUCCUGCAGAUUAUGCGCCCUGGUGGUGUAGAAAGUUUAUCUGCGGUACUGAAGGCACAGAUUGUACAGAAAAAUGCCCUCCUGAGUGCCAUUCAGCUUGUUGAUGUCUGUACACCAUUAAAAGAGCCAGAGAAUUUCAAAAGCGGAAGAUUGAGUCCAACAGAAACAAAGAGUGAGAAAAGUUCCCUAACACAGUUGACCGGCUUCUCAAGUGGAACUGGGGGAACUGCUCUUGGAUCUAAAGGUUUGGGCAGGACAGCCCGCAACAGACCCCUCCCUGAGUCUUUUGUUUCCAUUAAACUGGAAAAGACCCCUAGUCGAGACCUGAUGCUGAAUCAGUUUGUACACAAGAAGAGCCAGAUGGGCAUGCUACUUAGGAACACAGAGGAGAUGGAGAAACUAAAAAGGAGCCUGAUUUCAGAGUUCUGUUAUAUGUUUAAUCGUCGUAUGGCUCAGUUUUCUCUGAGAGGACAAAUCAUUGCGUACUACAACAGCAUGCUCCGUCUGCUUGAGGACUUCCCAACAUUACGGAACACCUAUUUCAUGCUGGGAGAACCAAGUGAAAAGAAAGAAGAUGUGGAGGAUCUAUCUGGUCUCACUCCAGAUCCAAGACAGAGAAAGGCUCGUCCUCGCCAGCUUCUAACCAACAAUGGAAAACAUGUGUUGAAUGUCUGGUUCAUUCCACAUCACACAGAGGCUUUGAGCAUGUUCAAGAAGCUGGACGAUGCUGAUUGUGUCCAAGCUUUGACAUAUACCGUAAUGAUUGUUGCCUCGCUACAUGACAUGCUCCAGUAUCUGUGUGCUCAUUCACGGCUCGGUAGCUCUCUCGCUCGGCUCGGCACGCGAAGGAUGGAGUUUGUCUCAGCAGACUGGGGUGGAAUAGAAGGAAUAGGAUCUGAACUGAGAGAAAUCCAAAAGCAGAUUGAUAAUUUGCCGAACCCAAAUGAUCCUGCAACCAUUGCUGAACUACUGAACCUGCGGAAGGAGGUCAUGUUUCUGGAGUUUGACACAGCUGUCAGACACUGCAUGACCGAUACUUUCUUAUCAACUGGAAAUGUACAGGCAUUCCAGUCAAUCAAGCAGAAUAUCCACCAUGCCCUUCCAGCCCUGAGUAACAUUCAGCGCCCUAGUCUAUACAGCAGUGAACUUACAAUCCCAGAACCUUUAGAAUCUAGGGAUCUGGAAACUCGUGAACUUUUCCCGUACAGAUCAUUCCUUGGCCGGACUGGACCCUUUUCAUUGGCUCUCUGGCAGUUCCAUAUGAUUGAAUAUUACAUACAGUUAUGUUUAGCUGGACUCAAGGAGGUGGACAGACAUGUAGCAAAUGGUGAGAUCCUGGGUGUAACACUGUUGAUGGAAGAUGCUUUACAGUCGGGCUACGAGGACCCAUCAUCUCUUGUAGAGGCUGAGGAUGCCGAGUCAAAAGCCAGUAAGAAAGAGGGAUCAGGGUCACAAGGAGGCUCAAGGACAGGGUCACGUGCCACAAGUCGUACAGAUGUACAUAAAGAUCCACAGGAGGGUGUUGUCGCAGUAGUAGGUAACAAAAGUCUUUCUCGGACUCAACAGCCAAUAGAGGCAUACCGUCUGCUGAAGUUCUUCCUCAUGCAAUGGAAAUGUCUGGAGUUCCUUAAGUUUGACUGGGGAAAAUGGCGUCUGCAAGUUGAGAAGAUAGAGAAACCGCCUUUAUUCAAAGAGUUCUGUAAACUGUAUAAGACAGAGAUUCUUAUGCCAGUACUGACCAGCAUUGCUCGUCGUCUUGGACAAGGUGAAAUGUAUGAAGGCAUCGCCUUGGACACAGAUCCACUUGUCAUGCCAAAAGGGGCAUCUGAAAUUGAGGUCAGGUCUAAACAGCUGAUCAAGUUGCUGGAAACAUUUGAAUGUCAUCAAAUCAUGGAGAUCCGGAAGAAGAUUGCAAGGGAGAUGACUCUUGUCACUGCAGAAAGAGCGCGGGAGGAGUCUGCGUUGUCAACAGAUCUGUGGAAACGUCCUGCAAUGAAGGAGAGUUUUACUAUCAACAAACCUCAUUUAACGGAGAACUUUGUUGACUUACUUAUGUCGAAUGCCAAAGAAGGGGAAGGAGGGGAGAUAACUUUCUCCUCAGAUCACCUCAACAGCUGUAUCAUGGAGCUGGCCUCACAAGUAAUGGGGCGAGAGAAGAGCAACUUUGAAAGCUACACAAUGUAUUAUGAGAACCUGAUGAAGGUGCAUCACCAGCUGCUUUACCAGAAGGAACAGGAAGUGAAGCAACUUAAGGACCAGAUCAAGUUGUACCAGAACAACAUCCAAGUGGAAGUCCAGUCUGAUCUAGCUACACAGGCACAUGAUAUGUUGAUGGAAAUCACUGCCCUGCGAGCCAAGAUCUAUGAGAUGCGAACGACAACACUGAAUCAGGAGGCAGAGAUACGAGACAAAGUGAAGAAGGAAUACAACGACCUCAUUGGGAACAUGAUGGAACUAUGUGAUCACAUCAAGGCAAAGUUUGACGAGUUCAGGCACGAGUUACAUGAUGACGUGAAUGAUAUGAUCACAGAUACACGACGAGAAACACUCAGGGCCAUGGAGAGUGUCAAACAAAAAUCAAUGGCAGAUGCAGAUGAAGAACUGAUCCAGAGAAACCUUGCCAAGUCUGAACAGAUACGAGAGCUGAAGAACGAGAACCAUAAUCUGAACGUCUUGGUCCUCAAGAUCAAAGCAAUGAACAACUGGAGACAAAAUCACACCAACCUGGGCUUUGUUAAAACAAUAAACAAACUGAAGAUGGAUGCUAACCAGAGUAAGAAAGAAUAUGUCCAAAUUAAGAUGAAAGCAGAUGAGAAAGUGAUUUUACUCCGGCAACAGCUGUCUGCUAUCAGAAAGGCUCUCACCUCUACAGAAAAAGAAUGUAGUGAAAUACGUAAACAGCUUGACAAAGAGUUGAAGGAGAAAUUGGAGAAGACACAUGAAGAAAUGCAGCGAGCAGCAAGUCAGAAACAGCUAGAAAUGGCCAAGCAAGCAAACAUAGAGAAACUGGUGAAGGAGUUGGACUACAAGGACACAAGGCUAAAGACAAUGUUAGACGUCCAGGAUAAAAACCAGAAGUUCCAGAUCAUCCAACAGGAAAAAGUACGCAAGGAUGUGGACUGCAUCAAGAAACAGCUCAACCAUGAACGUGGGCUUAAACUGGAUGCCUUCAACCGUGUCGAUGAACUCCAGACUCAUGUAUACGAUAUGGAAUCUGCCUUUAUGACCAGGACACAGUCUGCCAUUACAACACGGCCUCUUUCUCCUGCCCAAACAGUCAAGUCCAAUAACUCCAAACGAGCUCAGUCUGCCUACGGAACAGCACGGAGUCGGAUGUCCAGUCGUGGAACUCCCACAUCCUCCGGGGUCUGGCCUCCACCUGUCUCCUGGCCUGCGGGUCACAGGAGCUUGACCGCUGUCCCACCCUCCACGCUUGACCACAACAACCUCGACAAGAAGCCUAUACAGCGACCCAAAACUGUGCACAGUCGACUGCGGAGUAGGAUUGCAGAACAGUUGAUGAAUGAACUAGAGUUAGACAAUGAAAGUACUAUCAUACAGCUGGAGAAAUUACAGCUAGACAGUAGUCGUCCCAAGGAAACUGCAUACUGAUCAUCAGACAAGGGACAUAACUCAAGGAGAUAACGAGGAGAUAAAUUAGCUUACACAAGAUAUCAUUA
Messenger RNA from Ylistrum balloti, 6995 nucleotides. RefSeq lists its product as uncharacterized. The coding region runs from base 1 to 6927 and encodes 2308 amino acids. NCBI's taxonomy places the organism in Eukaryota, Metazoa, Mollusca, Bivalvia, Pectinida, Pectinidae. The transcript is spliced from 49 exons. The record is from RefSeq and is a predicted model, not a curated record.